GGACCAGCACUGUCCUCCUGGCUGAGAGAGAGAGAGAUAAAUCUCCAAAUGGGUUCAAGAACUGGGACUUCAUGUCUGUGCACACCUGGGGAGAGAACCCCACAGGCACCUGGGUGCUGAGGAUUACUGAUGUGUCUAGGAGGAUGCAGAACGAGGGCAGGAUCGUGAGCUGGAAGCUGAUUCUGCAUGGCACUGCCACCCAGCCUGAGCACAUGAGGCAGCCUCGUGUCUACACCUCCUACAACGCCGUGCAGAACGACAGGAGGGGAGUGGAGAAGGUGACAGACUCUGCAGAGGACCAUACCCCCCACGAGAGUGUCAGUGCCAACCCCAAAGCCCCAGAAGAGACCACCACCAGCAGCAGCACAAGCAGCAGUGACAGAGCAGAAGACAAAAUCCCUUCAGAGGCCAUGCUGCACUUACUGCAGAGUGCCUUCAGCAGGCAGAAGGCUCCCAAGAGGCUGCCCAAGAAGACUGCCAGCGAGAAGCCCAAGAUCCCUUACGAGCUCUUCUACCAAGCCCUGGAGAAGCUCAACAAACCCUCCCAGCUGAGAGACUCAGAGGAAAGCCUCUACAGUGACUACCUUGACCUUUUUUACAAUGCCAAACCCUACAAGCACAGGGAUGACAGACUGCUGCAAGCCUUGGUUGACAUCAUCAAGGAGGGCAACUGA
This is a messenger RNA of Indicator indicator, 674 nucleotides long. It is a transcript of the gene PCSK1, whose product is annotated as proprotein convertase subtilisin/kexin type 1. Gene Ontology annotation, biological process: protein processing. Lineage: Eukaryota; Metazoa; Chordata; Aves; Piciformes; Indicatoridae. Gene Ontology annotation, cellular component: trans-Golgi network; Golgi membrane. The record is from RefSeq and is a predicted model, not a curated record. The transcript has 3 exons. Gene Ontology annotation, molecular function: serine-type endopeptidase activity. The annotation marks the transcript as partial.